GAUGACUGUGCUGGACCCUGACAGUGAUCAACAGCUGAUGCCUAAAGAAGAGUAUGAGAACAGGGCAAAGCAUCUUUUGCAGCUGAGGCUCUGAAAUACUGGAGGACACUGCAUCUUCCUCAGGGACACGGACAAGGGGGAGCUGGAGCCUCUGGGGAGCUCAGAAAGGAAUUGUGGUUGGUGGUCGCCUGAGGAACUUACCUUCACACCAAUGUUGCUCUGAAACGAGUUGUGUCCAACAUUCAGGUUUGGUAAGUAGACAGGGAAACAUGCUUCCUUGGAGCACAGGCACUGAAGUUACCCACUCUCAUUGAUCUAGUAACCGCUCACUGUGGGUCUUGUUUGUGGAUGGAGGAAUUCACAUCUGCACAGAGAAAUACAAAUUAAUGUGUUUGAUCCAUGGCUGGAGAUGUAUUCGGAAGACUAAUCUUGAACACCAGAACCUGUUACAUUGAGAUGCCUCAGGAACAAUACGCGCACCGGAGCACCAUGCAGACCUCGGAAGGACCCCAGGUAUACAAAGUGGGGAUUUAUGGCUGGAGGAAGAGAUGCCUCUAUUUCUUUGUGCUGCUCCUAAUGAUUUUAAUCCUGGUGAACCUUGCUAUGACCAUCUGGAUUCUGAAGGUUAUGAACUUCACAAUUGAUGGAAUGGGGAACCUGAGAAUCACAGAAAAGGGUCUAAAGCUCGAAGGAGAUUCAGAAUUCUUGAAACCUCUCUACGCCAAAGAAAUCCGGUCAAGACCAGGCAAUCCACUGUACUUCCAGUCUGCCAGAAAUGUGACAGUGAACAUCCUCAAUGAGAAGACUAAAGUUCUUACUCGUCUUGUAACAGGUCCCCAAGCAGUGGAAGCACACAGCCAAAAAUUUGAGGUGAAAACCCUCUCCGGAAAAUUGCUGUUUUCUGCAGAUGACAACGAAGUGGUGGUUGGAGCAGAGAGAUUGAGAGUCUUAGGAGCAGAAGGCACAGUGUUCCCUAAAUCUAUAGAAACUCCCAAUGUCAGGGCAGACCCCUUCAAGGAACUAAGACUAGAGUCACCUACACGCGCGCUGGUGAUGGAGGCUCCAAAAGGCAUCGAGAUCAAUGCCGAGGCCGGCAGCUUGAAAGCCACGUGCAGGACAGAGCUCAGGCUGGAAUCCAAAGACGGAGAGAUAACGUUGAAUUCUGCAAAAAUCAAACUACCUAACUUGCCUCAAGGAUCUUCCUCUUCUGCAGGGUCCAGGCAAAAAAUCUACGAGCUCUGUGUGUGUCCCAAUGGGAGGUUAUUUCUGUCUCAGGCAGGCACUAGCUCGACCUGCCAGAUAAAUACAAGCGUCUGCCUUUGAGAGACAAUUUGCAGCGGGGCAUCGCAGGCAGCCCAAAAGCCAGUUCUGGUCUCACAGAUUGCAGCUGCCAACUAUUUUUACUAGAACACAGAAAGCCUAUCAAAGACUUUUUUUGUGUGUGCGCGCGCGUGUGUGUGAAUAUAUAUAUAAAAAUA
Messenger RNA from Aptenodytes forsteri (emperor penguin), 1478 nucleotides. It is a transcript of the gene SGCD, whose product is annotated as sarcoglycan delta. The coding region runs from base 400 to 1323 and encodes 307 amino acids. The record is from RefSeq and is a predicted model, not a curated record. Gene Ontology annotation, biological process: heart contraction; cardiac muscle tissue development. Gene Ontology annotation, cellular component: sarcolemma; sarcoglycan complex. The transcript has 10 exons. Lineage: Eukaryota; Metazoa; Chordata; Aves; Sphenisciformes; Spheniscidae.